Aspergillus nidulans FGSC A4 is the source of this 1158-nucleotide messenger RNA. Its product is annotated as lactoylglutathione lyase GLO1. The record is from RefSeq and is a predicted model, not a curated record. Gene Ontology annotation, molecular function: lactoylglutathione lyase activity; metal ion binding. Bases 89 to 1045 code for a protein of 318 amino acids. The transcript is spliced from 5 exons. NCBI's taxonomy places the organism in Eukaryota, Fungi, Ascomycota, Eurotiomycetes, Eurotiales, Aspergillaceae.
GGGAAAACGCUCUCUCUUCUCUCCCGUCUUCCUCAGGGUCCUCAACCCCAGAUUUUCCGUCCUGCCAACUAGUAGAUCUCUCGCGACAAUGGCGACCGAUACAUCCACCUACAAGCUCAACCAUACCAUGCUUCGGGUCAAAGACCCCAAGAGAUCGGUUGAGUUCUACAAGUUCCUUGGCCUGAACCAAGUCCAACAGCUCGACUUCCCGGACAACAAGUUCUCCCUCUACUUUCUCGCCUACAACGGGCCCCAGUCCCUCCAGGGCGACCGUCACUGGACAGACCGCAACGCCGUUCUCGAACUCACCCACAACUACGGCACCGAGAACGACCCCAACUACAGCAUCACCAACGGAAACACCGAGCCGCACCGGGGCUACGGCCACAUCGCCAUCUCCGUUGACAACAUCGAGGCAGCCUGCCAGCGGCUCGAGGAUGCCGGGUACGCGUUUCAGAAGAAGCUUACCGAGGGUCGCAUGAGGCACAUUGCUUUUGUUAAAGAUCCCGAUGGCUACUGGGUUGAGAUCAUCAAGCGCAGAGACGAGGCUAUGAGUACGUCUACGGAUCCGGCGACCUACAGGCUGAACCAUACCAUGCUCCGCGUAAAGGACGCCGAGGCCAGUCUCAAGUAUUACCAGGAAGUCUUGGGUAUGACGCUUGUAAGGACGAUCGAGAAUAAGGAGGCUGCGUUCAACCUCUACUUCUUGGGAUACCCGGCGUCGAACCCGCAGGCGACUGAGGGCGCCAAUAAUCCGGUUGCCGAGUGGGAGGGGCUGCUUGAGUUGACGUGGAACUAUGGCACUGAGAAGCAGGAGGGCAAGGUCUACCACAACGGGAACGACGAGCCGCAGGGAUUCGGCCAUAUAUGUGUCUCCGUGGACGAUUUGAACGCGGCCUGCGAGCGGUUCGAGUCUUUGAAAGUGAACUGGAAGAAGCGUCUGACGGAUGGCCGAAUGAAGAACGUCGCGUUCCUUCUCGACCCAGACGGAUACUGGAUCGAGGUUAUUCAGAACGAGGCUCUUAAGCGCACCAGCAACUGGUAAUUCAGGCUAUUUGCGCAUAUAUGAUUAUAUAACUACAUAACCUGUAAAGCUUGUGUAUCAUCUGGUAGCGGCUCAUGGCAACCGCGCUGUAAUCCCUUCCUAGGUGACUCGGC